Messenger RNA from Trachymyrmex septentrionalis, 1519 nucleotides. RefSeq lists its product as uncharacterized. NCBI's taxonomy places the organism in Eukaryota, Metazoa, Arthropoda, Insecta, Hymenoptera, Formicidae. Bases 848 to 1423 code for a protein of 191 amino acids. The record is from RefSeq and is a predicted model, not a curated record. The transcript has 2 exons.
UCAUCCACGACAUAUCAAUCAGAUCCACGUAAAGGCGAACUAAUUUUAUUGAUGAUCAAGAGUGUUUUCAGCACAUCUGAUGAUAAUUGCGUGAUUGUGACUUGAUAUUAACGAAAUUUUUUUUUUCGAUCAAAUCAUUUUUAUACAUCAAUCUCGUUUCGUUUUUCACACCGAUCAGCCUCCACCCCUAUUACGUUCAAUGCGUUGAAAGCGUCGCCACCCUUUCUCAAUUUCUGUAUAUUGUUGCAUCGUACUUCACACAUGCGCAACGGUGCUGCCAUCGCGCGGCAGAAACAAGGGGGCGUAUUACACAGGGAUGCGAGAGGAUGCGAAAGGUGCAUCGUAUCGUGUUAAGUGAGUCGGCGUGAUCAUGGGACGGAAGUAGGAUCGCGUCUCGACAGCAGUGUCAUCGCUGUGCACGUUGUCGUGCGCAUCUCCCCUCCUUCGUUAGAGCCACUCUUGGUCACCUUGGUGAAUUUCCUUUCCCGGCUUUUUUGUCCUCGAACGAGCAGCUCAACCCCUCCCGAAAUUUAGAUGAGUGGCAUGUGCGGGCUAGGGUGAAAGAGACAAAUAAAUCAGUCAAUAGUGACGCGUGCAUGAGGUCAGACAAGCCGGCGUGCCGGGUUCCGUCCCGGCUAUGCGGCGAUACGCCUUAGGCCCUUCGUCGUGGUCAUUUUUUGCUGCGUUCGCAGAGCGCAUUACGGAUCGGUUAUAGAAUCGAGAGAAACAGGAGCCGUGAGUCGACGCUGACCGAGAGCGAGCGGAAGGUGCGCGGAAUCGUCGGCAGGUGCAGUCACGGAGAUCAGAGAGGUGGAGUCAUCGCGGGCGGCGAUCAUCGCGGGUUUGAAUGGGUGGGCCGGGCGCCGGUAGAGUUACCAGGCACGAGCUGAACGCGGUGCCCCAGAGCCACGUCGGUCACGGGGAACGUGCCCUUGGUGAGCCACCAGCAUCAGGCUGCCGUUGUCAUCCUCCGGAGCGAUCAUCUGGCAGCACCAUCCGCUCCUCCGCCCAGCAGCUGCCACCCUCGCCGCCGCCGCUCACUUCUCUGCAUAUCGGCAGCAACAACGGCACUAUCUGUGCCGUCAUCAGCGGCAAUAACAACUCCGCUAUCACCACGAAUCCGAGCGACGGUAAAGCCAAAAAGGCGGCCGCCAUGUCUUCGCCGCCGAAACAUCGCAGGGGCUUCGACCCCAACGACCCGACGGAAUUUCACCGCUAUCGUCGCGUUAAGACGAAGCAGCGAGGCUUUGUAUGUCCCACAUCGUGUGACCUUCGACGAUGGACACAGACCUCCCCGAGAUCCCUCGACACAUCCACCAGCACAAGGCAUUAUAAAACACACACAAGCUUGCGAUGUUCGAUGUUGGACCGCUUACUGGUUGUACCCCCGCCGAUACAACGCGACGAAAGUACGAUCACAUGAUAAAAAAAAUACAGUAUUCUCCGAAAAUAAAUUCAGCGAAAUCCUUCUUGAAGCAUAAUAUAAUAUUAGCAUGAUAAUAUCAUAUUAAGAAGCGAU